This is a messenger RNA of Rotaria sp. Silwood2, 2010 nucleotides long. Lineage: Eukaryota; Metazoa; Rotifera; Eurotatoria; Philodinida; Philodinidae. The record is from the annotation of a GenBank genome assembly.
AUGACAGGUGGUGGUGAAUCAAUGACAAGUAUGCGUACGUCGGAAAUGAAAUUACAAGAGGAGAAACGUCGUUUAGCAUUAUUACAAGAAUCAUUAUCUCGUUCAAAUACUUUAACAAAUGGUAUGGUUGCAACAUUAGAUAAUUUUGAACGUAAAUUAAAAUCAUUAGAUGAACUUGUUACACCUGUUUAUGAAGCAACAAAUGAAUUAAGUUUAUUAUUAAAUAAUGUUGAUAAAAGUUUAUUAUUAGUUGAUUCUGUUUUACAUUAUUAUGAUAUAUGUGGUGAAUUAAAACCAACUGUAUCAUCUGGUCCUGGAGGAAAUUUAACAGAUUAUUUAGCUGAAUUAGAUCGUCUUGAAGAUGCUGUUAAAUAUUUUAAACGUGUUACAGCUGUUGCAGAACGUGAACGUGUUACACAAUUAUAUGAUCUUGGAAGAAAACGACUUGUGGAAGAAACUGAUAAACUUAUUUUACGAUAUGCUAAUCCAUUAUCACCAAAAGAAGUUAUUGAAUUAUGUGAAACAAUAGGUACAACAAAUAAAAAUGAUAUUCAUUCAAUGCAAGAAGCUGAUAUGGCUACAUUACGAGCAAUAAUUGAAUGGUUUAGUUUACAUGGUUUUCGACAAGGUCUUAUUGAUUCUUAUGCAAUUAAAAGAGGUACAAUGAUUCGACGUUCACUUCAACUUCUCGAUGAACAUGUAAGAAAAACUUCAAUUCGUCGUGCAUCAACAAUGUUAGUGACCUCAAGUCCAACUAUGUCUCAACAUGGACAAUCGAGUUCAGAUACAUUAAGAAAACAAGGAAGAAGAUUAGGUGAAAUGAGUCGUCGUUUAAUACGUUCACCAGCUACAAGUACAUUACCACGUGGUAUGAAUUCUCCAUUAUCAUCAUCAACAACAGCCAUGGAUGAUACAGUUAUUAUUGAAACAAGUGAUGAUCAUGAUACAAAUAAUUAUAAAUUAUUACUCGAUGCAUUUAUUGCACUUUUACAACGUGAUCGAGAUUUAUUAAAUUAUGUUUUUCCACAAGAAUUACAAUCAUUUGUAUUUACAAAAUUAAUUGAAUUACCAUUAGUACAUAUGCGUGAAGUUGCAGGAAAUUUAUGUGAAUCAAUUGAACGUUUACCACAUAAAUUAGAUGCAGGAAAAUUUGCUGUUUAUGGAAUAUUUUCUAUUUUAAAAUGGUUUCUCAAAUCUCGACCAACAUUUUCAAAACUUUAUCAAGUAUAUUUUCGUCAUCAAGUAAUACAAAUGCGAGCUGGUGCAACUGGCAGACCAAAAACAAAAAGAACAAAUUGUGUACAACGUCGUAUUACUACUCUUGCUGAUCAUUAUUCAAAUGAUGAAAUCAAUUUAGGAGAAUAUUUAGAGGGUUUAUCAAUACCAUGUGUUAUGCCGAGAACAAUGCGUCAAUCAUGUUUAGAUAAAAUUGAAAAUAUUUGUCAAGUCUAUCAAAUAAUAAUUGCUGAUGAUCAAACUCGUUUACUUCUUGCUCGUUUUCGUCUAUGGCCACUCGUAUUCAUACCUCGAACUGCAGACAUGGGCGAUUUUCUAUAUGUUGAUGAGGUCAUAUGGAAUGAUCCUCAUUCACUCUUAGAUACAACAAAUACAACGACGACUAGUCGAAAUUCGACUAUACAAUAUACUUUAAUUCGACCUUAUUAUGGACAAAAUCCAACGUUAUCAUCGUUCUUUAUCGAUUUACUUCAAGUUAAACAACAACCAACACUUGAAGAUUAUCUGCCAUUAUUAUCAAAUGUAACCAAUAAAACAAAAGAUUAUAUUUGGCGAUGUAUUGAUGUCAUAACACGUCUUGCAUUUGCCCAAAAUAGUCAAAAAUUAGUUCUAGAUAAAUGUGCCAAUUGGACUUUUAUUCCAUGCUUGGGUACAGAAAAUAAAUUCUACAAAUACGAUGAUCCACUCUUCUAUCCACACGACAUGGAUAUUGCUCGUCUAUUUACAGAUACAUUGUUGAUUGUCAAUCCAUCAGGUAGGAGUAAAGUUCCAUGA